Penicillium cosmopolitanum is the source of this 573-nucleotide messenger RNA. RefSeq lists its product as uncharacterized. The record is from RefSeq and is a predicted model, not a curated record. The transcript is spliced from 2 exons. Bases 1 to 573 code for a protein of 190 amino acids. NCBI's taxonomy places the organism in Eukaryota, Fungi, Ascomycota, Eurotiomycetes, Eurotiales, Aspergillaceae.
AUGCCACCAAUUGACUACUCGAAAUGGGACAAUAUUGACACGGACUCCGACUCGGAUCAAGAAUUGCCCCCUCAGCCGCCUCAUCCAGCAACACAGUCAAGGCCGUGCUCGUGCGAUGCGCCGGAGAUCGUGGUGGACCCCCCAUGGGAAGCGACAACCAUUCCCACAGACCACGCCGUCUUCAACAACACUGUCCCGCCCGUCGCGACCUUGCUCGAUUUCCCCAUCGUCAUCCACCGAUUGGGGACGCGUUAUAACGGGGAGUUUGGCAACCUUGAUAAUCAGAUCAUCACUUACCUCAAUGUCGAGGCGAAAUCGGGACUUGCACCACCCCGGUGGCAGUCAGGCAUCGGUAGCGUGAUUGUGGCACGUAAAGAUCGGAAGGACCUCUCGCCGGAACACUACGAGGCAAUCUGGAUGUACCACGACCACCUUCUGGAUUACUUCGGUGAAGGGCCAGCGCCGGAGCAUCUGUACAACCGGAAAGCGUUUGAUCGGUGGUUCGUGGGGUAUGCGAAAGACACCGCUGGUUUCGGACGCAAAGAGUGGAAUUCUGUGGCGCCGCUCUACUAG